AUGUCCUGGCAGGGGCCGAUGUUGCGGUCCCCGCACUUCACGUACGACGCCUUGCCGUCUCGUUCGCGAUUGACGCCCGCGGCGGUGUCCGUCUACAACGAGGUGGCGAUUGCCGAUCGUGUCGUUCGGGCAUGUGCAUGGACGGACAACUCCGCUGACUUUGUCUUUGGAGACGGCACGGUGCUCUCCUUUUGUGACGAAAUGCAAACAUAUGUCGCCUUCCCUCGCGUGUUGCACGCACCUUUGAAUUCACAGGCUGCAUUGGGUAGCAGUGGUCAUUCUAAGAGCUUCAACGAGGGUGACAUUUACGAUGCGGAGAGUAAGAGCCAGGGGGAAUACUUCUUCACACCCCUCACGCUUUCCAAAUACGAGAAUAAAGUUCGGGAGGCUUUGCACAUUUACAACUUUUACUCGCCGCGGCCACGCAUUGUCACAGGCCUCACGGCAACACCGUGUGAAGUGUGGCGCCAGAACAGCCCGAUUGACUCACUUGUCAUUGCAGCAGAUCGACGCCUUUUUGAGCGUCAUGGAUCUCGAGCGACUCUAUGGUGUGCGCUCCGUCGCAUUUCACUAACAUUACAUGGUGGCCGUGCAACAUUUUCAGUGCGUUGGCCCGCACCGGCAGUGGAACGGAACAUGGCGCGUUCCAUUUUUGUUCGUCCUGUUGAUGAACAUGGUGUUUUUACAGGAAUGCUUGAAAGUGUGCGGUCAUUUCAUUUUGUGUGGGUGGAACAAACAUUUCCCGUGAUGGACCCGCCGGAAGCGUGGGCAGAAAUGUUGGAGACUGCUCUGCAACUUGACGCGGAUGCUCCGGCCGGCAGUGUGGGGGAGGGAAAGGAGGAUGGGGCAUCUUGUAGAGGCGAGAGCGAUGUAGAGGAGUGCUGCUUAGUAUACCGCACGACACCAUGCACCGCGCAAGAUCGGCAGCCGUGUCGCUUUUCAAAGAUGGUGCGAGAGCACGUCGAUUCGCUCAUUGCUACCUCGCAGAUGCAAAGCGCGGCAUGCAAUCGUCUCAUACGAGAUCCCUGUGAGCGUGUGGCGUGGCGCUACGACGCGGAUCCGACAGGUCGUGUGCCACACGCCGUGUAUUGGGGCCUUUUCGCACGGAGUUCCAGCACAGCCAUAGCACAAACUCUUGCCGUCGGCAAAUGUGGAAUGGGCGGAACACGAGGGGGAGGUUGGGUGCCACAUCCUGCAAUUGGCACUGUGCUCGCCAUGGUGCGGGAGGACGAGAGUUUGGUUGUUGCCGAGCCACAGAGUCAGAGUUACGUUAUCCAUCAUUGGCGCCGCGAUGGAACAUAUCAUCAAUACCACCAGAGCCCAGAUGGAGAACUCGGUCUUCCACCAGUUAUUCCACUGCAUUGUAAAAGAGGUACUGGGAAUGAAGUUGGUGAGGAACCUAUUGGAAUGGUCUGGGGGCAAGAUGGACAGAAUAAAAAUAAUAGCCACGACGAAUCCUCGUUAUCCAUGAUGGCGAGUGAGGAGGCGGAUGGUAUGAUUACUUCGAAAAUUGCUACCCCGCCACUGUACUUUAGUGGAACUCUUGAAGAAGCGCCAUUAUCUGCUCUUCAUCGCGGUCGUUACCUUCCUGAUGUGGGUGCCUCAUGUAUUCAGCUCUCACAGUUGAAUCUUGCGUCUCUACGAGCGCAUAAGCAAGAAAUGCUUGGUGGCAUCGCCUCUGCGACUGCGGGUGCUUACGCCACGGGGACAACGGGCUUUACGACGGGGGAACCCACCUUCGCUGCAAAAGGAGGGGUGGCGGAAGCCGCACAAAGUGAAUUGCAGCGAAUUCAGAUGCGUUUUGUGUCCAAUGAUCCCGCUCUUGCCGAAGCCGCGGCGAAGGGAAACGUGGUCUUCCUGACAAGUUCCAUAGAGGCAGUUGGAACCUUUGUGGCGCUGACAAAUGGCACCAUCCGCUGUCAUUUUGACGACCGCACGAUUCUUUUUCUUGUCCCGGGUGCGGAUGAUAGAGAGGAAAAUUUGGUGGCUACUUGCCUUUUCCGUGACGCCACGCAGUGUUCAAUGCGGCUAGUGAAGUGUGCUCAACACCAUCGAAUGUAUCGCUAUGUAGCUCACGCGCUACAGUUCCGCCGCUUUUCUCGUCUUUCUCCAGAGGCACGCACGGCUGUAAUGAAUGAAACAGCUGCAUUGAAGUUGCAGUAUCUUGAUGAGACGGAAUGGCAAAGAGAGAGAAAAAUGGAGUGGGAACUGCAACAACUGCUCAGUAGAACAGAAGCUCUCCUUUCGGGUAACGAUGAACUGAGUCGGUUGAAUCACUCGCUGCUCCGCGAGGAGAAGGAAAAUGCCUCGUCCUACUUUUCAUGA
This is a messenger RNA of Trypanosoma cruzi, 2325 nucleotides long. RefSeq lists its product as uncharacterized. The record is from RefSeq and is a predicted model, not a curated record. The coding region runs from base 1 to 2325 and encodes 774 amino acids. Lineage: Eukaryota; Euglenozoa; Kinetoplastea; Trypanosomatida; Trypanosomatidae. The transcript has a single exon.